Molecule: messenger RNA, 1724 nt
Organism: Sorex fumeus (smoky shrew)
Lineage: Eukaryota; Metazoa; Chordata; Mammalia; Eulipotyphla; Soricidae
Gene: PSMD12
Product: proteasome 26S subunit, non-ATPase 12
Exons: 11
Coding region: 98-1468 (456 amino acids)
Cellular component (GO): nuclear proteasome complex; cytoplasm; proteasome regulatory particle, lid subcomplex
Source: RefSeq, a predicted model, not a curated record
GCGCGCUGCCUGAGCGGGGCGUGCGGGCCGUUUCCGGUGUGGUGCCGAGCAGUGGCCGAGGCGCAGGGACGUGCUGGGGGCCUCGCGCGCUGGGACCAUGGCGGACGGCGGCUCGGAGCGGGCGGACGGGCGCAUCGUCAAGAUGGAAGUGGACUACAGCGCCACGGUGGACCAGCGCCUGCCCGAGUGCGAGAAGCUGGCCAAGGAAGGAAGACUUCAAGAGGUCAUUGAAACCCUUCUUUCCUUGGAAAAACAAACUCGCACUGCUUCUGAUAUGGUAUCUACAUCUCGUAUCUUAGUUGCAGUAGUGAAGAUGUGCUACGAAGCUAAAGAAUGGGACCUACUUAACGAAAAUAUUAUGCUUUUGUCCAAAAGACGGAGUCAGUUAAAACAAGCUGUUGCAAAAAUGGUUCAGCAGUGCUGUGUUUACGUCGAGGAAAUCACAGACCUCCCUAUCAAACUUCGAUUAAUUGAUACUCUACGAAUGGUCACAGAAGGAAAGAUUUAUGUUGAAAUUGAACGUGCUCGGCUGACCAAAACCUUAGCAACUAUCAAGGAGCAAAGUGGCGACGUGAAGGAGGCGGCCUCCAUUUUGCAGGAGUUGCAGGUGGAAACCUACGGGUCCAUGGAGAAGAAGGAGAGAGUGGAGUUUAUCCUGGAGCAGAUGAGGCUCUGCCUGGCUGUGAAGGAUUACAUCCGUACGCAGAUCAUCAGCAAGAAAAUCAACACCAAAUUUUUCCAGGAGGAAAAUACAGAGAAAUUAAAGUUGAAAUACUAUAACUUAAUGAUUCAGCUGGAUCAGCACGAGGGCUCCUAUUUGUCUAUUUGUAAGCACUACAGAGCCAUCUACGACACUCCCUGCAUACAGGCAGAAAGUGAAAAGUGGCAGCAGGCUCUGAAAAGUGUGGUCCUCUAUGUCAUCUUGGCUCCUUUUGACAAUGAACAGUCAGAUUUGGUUCAUCGAAUAAGUGGUGACAAGAAGUUGGAAGAAAUCCCCAAGUACAAAGAUCUUCUGAAGCUCUUUACCACAAUGGAGUUGAUGGGUUGGUCUACACUUGUCGAAGACUAUGGGAUGGAAUUGAGGAAAGGCUCUUUGGACAGUCCUGCAACUGAUGUUUUUGGCUACACGGAAGAAGGGGAAAAGCGGUGGAAAGACUUGAAGAACAGAGUUGUUGAACAUAAUAUUCGGAUAAUGGCCAAGUAUUACACGAGGAUCACAAUGAAGAGGAUGGCACAGCUUCUGGACCUCUCUGUUGAUGAAUCAGAAGCUUUUCUCUCCAAUCUUGUCGUUAACAAGACCAUCUUUGCUAAAGUAGACCGAUUGGCAGGAAUUAUCAACUUCCAGAGACCUAAGGAUCCGAAUAAUUUAUUAAAUGACUGGUCUCAGAAACUGAACUCGCUGAUGUCUCUCGUUAACAAAACUACACAUCUCAUAGCCAAAGAGGAGAUGAUUCAUAAUCUACAAUAGGGUUUCAGCGCCCUGAAUACGUUUAGAAAAGAGUUGAAAUUGGAAGUUAUUAAAAAAAGAAAAGAAAAACAAAAAGAAAAAGACUUGUGGUGUAUAUGUUUGGGGUUUUUUUAUUUUAUUUUUUUUUAUUCUCUGCUCCUUGUCUAAAAUUUCAGAGAUAGUAAGUUUGAGAUCCCCUUUCUACCUUUCUGUUCUAUGGUUUUUGUUGAAAACUUUGCAUUUUCAGUUGAUACAAAUAUAUAAUACAUUUAUAUUA